Molecule: messenger RNA, 5658 nt
Organism: Xyrauchen texanus (razorback sucker)
Lineage: Eukaryota; Metazoa; Chordata; Actinopteri; Cypriniformes; Catostomidae
Product: POZ (BTB) and AT hook-containing zinc finger 1-like
Exons: 6
Coding region: 354-2555 (733 amino acids)
Biological process (GO): regulation of immune system process; negative regulation of transcription by RNA polymerase II; regulation of cytokine production
Molecular function (GO): protein binding
Source: RefSeq, a predicted model, not a curated record
CAAGGAUGUGAAUUAUUAACGCUGAACACCGGGAAGACGAGCCCCAUUCAUCCACCAAACUUCCAUUUCAGAGUUUGAAUGAUAUGUCUCACGCCUGAUUAGAAAAAUGUGUUUAAACCGCAAACAAAACAGAAAAUAUUAAACACGGACGACACACCCCCCUCCCUCCAACCAAAGGUCAAAGUUCACAGGAAGCUGGGGGGCUGCCAUUUUUCCACUGCUAACAUGUUAGAUGCUAAACUGGCGAGGAGUGGUGGUCGUUGCUGAGUGCUUCUCUUUAUUGUCAUCCGUUUGCGUUCGUCUACCUCUUAUUUCGUAUGCAUUUUUAGGCUCGGUUGUUGAAUGACGGCGGCAUGGAGAGGACAGAACAGCCGUGGAAUUCCUCUUACACGUACCAGGUAAGCAAACACAGCGCCGAGAUGCUACACAACCUCAACGGCCAGAGAAAAGAUGGAGGCAGAUUUUGCGAUGUUAUCUUGCGCGUCGGAGAGGAGAGCUUCCCUGCCCAUAAGGCGGUGUUGGCGGCAUGUAGUGAGUAUUUUGAGGCGGUCUUCAGUCGUCAGACUGACGGCGAAAGCAAAGAGCUGGAGAUGCAUACGAUCAGCCCCAAAGUUUUUCGCGACAUCCUGGACUUCGCGUACACCUCCAAGAUCGUGGUGCGCCUGGAGUGUUUCCCGGAGCUCAUGACGGCGGCGAAGUUUCUCUUGAUGCGAUCGGUUAUCGAGAUCUGUCAGGAGGUCAUCAAACAAUCUAACGUGCAGAUACUCGUGCCUCCCGCACGGGGAGGAGAGCACGGCCUGUUUAGGAGUGCCGGGGCCACGGAGCAGCUGUCAUACCUCCUGCCCGUUGACAUGUCGAACGGGAGCGUGUCCAACGGCGCGUUGUUUACCAACAACACAGACAGUGACAGCGCUGAUCCGAGUCAGCAACCGGCUGAUCGGUUACCGGGUUCUCCGAUAGAGUUUCACCUGAGCACCGAUGAAUCUCCGAACUCUAAACGAGGCAGAGGAAGACCUAAAAAAGAGCCCACUGUGGAGCCUAUCUCUUACAACAGUGCUGCUCAAAAUGAGGACGAAGGCCUUUUCUCGUGCGGGGUCUGUGGCAAAAUAUUCCCCGAUGGCAUUCAGUUAAGAAAUCACGAGACGCAACAUGGGAUCGUGAGCACCGGAGCGGAAUUGGUCGCCGUGGACGGGCCGACGAUGAUCUCUCAAUCCCAGCCGAGGUUCCAGGGAAACGGUCUGCAAACGGAAAACCGUAAGCGCGAGAGAACGAGGCGGCACGUCUCGUGUGAUCUGUGCGGGAAAGUUUUCCGAGACGUCUACCACCUGAACCGACACAAGCUGUCACAUUCGGGCGAGAAGCCAUAUGCGUGUCCGGUGUGCGGGCUGCGGUUCAAACGCAAGGAUCGAAUGUCAUACCAUGUACGGUCUCACGACGGCUCCGUGGGUAAACCGUAUGUCUGUCAAAGCUGCGGGAAAGGUUUCUCAAGGCCAGACCAUCUGAAUGGACAUAUUAAACAGGUGCAUACCACAGAGAGACCUCAUAAGUGUCAGAUUUGCAAUGCAUCCUUUGCAACGCGAGAUCGUCUGAGAUCACACCUGGCAUGCCAUGAAGAUAAGAUACCAUGUCAAGUGUGUGGGAAAUUCCUCCGUGCUGCCUACAUGACCGACCACUUGAAAAAACACACUGAAGGACCUCAUAAUUAUUGUGGAAUAUGCAACAAAGGUUUUUCUACAGCAUCAUACUUAAAGGUGCAUGUAAAAACGCACCACAGCUCGUCCAUGCUCCCUUCCUCUACAGCACAUCAGUUCCCUGAACCACGCUCCAACAGACCACAGAUGCACAACGGCACCCCCUACCACUCAGGACACCAGUGCGCAGUGGAAGAGCUCUGCACCAGUCGCCGGCUCCUGGUUACCUUUCCCGAGACAGAGGGGUCUUUUCGGGGGAUAUCUGGGCCAGUUCUAACUCAGCCUGUCCCUCCUGCCCUGGGCCUGCAGCCUGAGCUGCUCCUGGGCAAGCCAUGUCCAACUCCCUAUUUCUGGGAGUGCCGCUCUUCUGGAGCAACAGGGUUUCCGCUUCAUGGGCCUCUUACAGACGGGCAGGAGAAUGCUGGGAAAUGCCCCCACCAGGAUUCUGAUGGUUCAGACGCAGCUUUCGGUGACCUCUCCAAUGGAAUUGAGCUCAAGCAUGAGCAGAAAGCCGAGGGAGAAGAACUGGAGGUCACCUCUUUCAUCUUCAAUGGGCAGCCUGACGACACAGUGAUGUCACCAAGCGGAUCAAAACAAAACCCAGACCAUGAAAAGAAGUUUAUCUGCGGUGAUUGCGGCCAGACCUUCCGCACAAAGUCUUACCUCAACAAGCACCAUCACCGGGUUCAUAAGAAACGGAGUGCGGCAGGUUCCAGUCUGGGCGACCUUGCCUCACCGUUUUCCCCCCAACAAAAUAUGUCACUUCUUGAAUCCUUUGGCUUUCAGAUUGUCCAGUCAGCUUUUGCCUCCUCACUAGUGGACACUGAGAUGGGCAGCAGUGGAAUGAGUUUAGAGGAUAAAUGACCCCCUGGAGAUAUAGACGUUUCUUACAGUAUAAUUCUGCUGUAAAUGGACGACCAAACAUAUGAUAACUGCGAGUUUAGUCUUUGUCUUAUAAUUAUUGAUGCCAUAUGUAGACUACUUUUUGUUUCCUCACAUAUUUCUUACUAUUAUAAUGUUUGUUAAUGUUUUGACUUCACUAUCAUGGAUGUCAUUCUGAUUCCAUGUUGGUGUGAAGCAGCUGUUUACACUUUUGACAAAUACUUAUUUUAAAGGUUUAUCAUGAAAACCACAUUACUUUUCACAUUGUUAACAUGUUUAUGUCUCUGCUUCCAUAUUUGUGAGGUUGGGGUUUACUUUAAAAUUCAAGCCAAUGCCCCAAACAUUUUCAGAAUGUAUUUCAGAUCAUUUCAAAUUGAUUGCCCAGACUUACACAGUAGGUAUCUGUACAGUUGAAAUGUACAGUGGGGUUGAAAAGUCCACUUGUGAAAAUGGUUUUGCAUUUAUUAAAAAAAUAAAUUAAUCAGUAAUAAAUAUAUUAUCAGUAUAACAAUUUGAGUGACUAGUUCGAUUGAAAAAUUAACAAGAAUUUCAUAAUUAGUUAGUAUUUGGUCUGUCUCCCAUUUGCUUUAAAGAUCGCAUGCACUGACAUGGACUGAUGAUCCAUGUUACCCCAGCAUGAUUUCAGAAGUUUUUGAAGAGCAUCUUGUGCUUCCAUGGAAGCAAGGAAAACGUUUUGUACAAAGGUGUUAACAAAUGUUGCUUAUUUGAUUAGUGACCAACAGGACACCAUCUUAAACAUUUCAUAUUCAAUUUAUGUCAUGAUAUUUCUUCAAUUGAAUGAUUAGAUAAUCACAUGAAUAUGUAGUGUUUUUACAGCAUUUAUUAACCUUUGUUAAUGUAAAUUAAUAAAAAAUACAAGUGUUUGUUGUUAGUUCAUGUUAAUUCAUAGUGCAUUAACUAAUGUUAACAUAUACUGUGCAACAUUUGAUUUUAAAAAUGGAAUGGUAUAUGGUGAAAUAAACAUGAACCAAGAUUAAUUAAUGCUGUUUUAAGUGUUUAAAGUCUUCUUAAGUGUUAGUUCAUGUUAACUACUGUUAACAAAGGGAACGUACUUGUAAAGUGUUACAUUAUUAGGUUAAAAUGAGAUUUUGAAUACCAAAUUGGGACUUUUGAACCCCACUGUAUGUCUGUGCAUUUGCAAUAAAAAAAAAGCAUAACAUUUCCAAGCAUUACAAUUAUAACAGAAUUACAAUGAAAAAAAGCAGACUCAAAGCUACAUCAGGCAUCGAGACUUCAGGUUCUGAAGCUCAAGCAUUUGUAAUCCACAGGUAACCCACAAAACUAGUAAGAAUCUUUCAGUCUUGUGCUCUUGUGUAUGAAUUACUGUGGCAAGAAAUGUAAUGAGUAUAACUCCUUAACAUCUUCAGGCUAAAUAAUGGCUGUUAGAAUAGUACUUUUUGGUGAUUUCUUCUUUUUAUCAUUGAUAGUUCUUAGACCGAUUUGGUUUUUUUGGUCAAAAAAAUGUCAGUUUUUAUGUCCAACAGGGACCAAUUUCAGGUUUCACUGUAAAAUAUAGCAAGAAGCAAAGAAUAUAUUUUAUUAACUUAUUGAUACUGGUUUCCAAGUAACCUUUACAAAAAGGUAUAUAUUGAGUUUUUGUGUAAGGUUGCGAUGUGCUAUUUUCCUCUUAAAUCAUGCAUCCGACAGGAGGACAGUGUGGGAGCCUCAGUGUGUGUAAAUGAGCAUAAUGAAAUGUAUGUGAGUACACGUGUGUAUGCUGUGGUCUCUCCGAUGUCCUUUUUUAUCUCCAGAAUGUAAUAUAAACAGAGGACUUUUUAAUCUUUUUUUUUUUCUUUUUUAUAUAUAUAUGUAUAUAUAUAUAUAUAUAUAUAUCUCAAGAGUUUUUCCUAAGAGGGUCAGUACAUUCCUGUUGAACUUAAAAGUCUUUUCAUUAUACAUGUGUAACAUUCACACACACACACACACACACACAAAAAAAGUUUUGUUUGUAUAUAUAUGUAUGUUUGGCCAAUUUUGUUAGUUAUGUGAUUGGGAUCCUUGUAUAUAGAUUUUUUCCUUGGACUUGGAGAAUGAAUGGGUAUUUCUAUGGAGGAAUAUGUUUUACGUUUAAAUCCAUACUUUUAUUGCUUCUUUUUGAUAUUAUGCAAGUAUUUGUGUUUUGGUAUUACCUUGUUCCCCUGGGAUGUUACUUUAAAUGAAGUGUGCAUAUUGGUUACCUUUCCUUUUACUUUACUUUCCAAGCUAAUAGUUUAGUGUACUAUAAAUGUAUUUGGUAAGGCAGAGUGUACAACAUUGCAGAGGUGUUACAAGCAGUCACUCAUGAUAAUGGAAGCUUUCCAAAACAUGACUAUUGUGUUACAGUAUAUGCUUGUUAGGCUUACUGUUAAAAUCCAAAGCACGCUGAAAAGUGCACUCAAAAAUCAGUGUGAUCUAUGGUACAAUAUAGCUUCAGUGCACUCAUUUGACUUAUAAAUGUUAAUGUCAGAUUGUAAUUUAAGUAAAUUAUGCUUCUAGUAAGAACAAUCAUUGUCUGCCUCUAACAGUAAGCGUGAUCUGAAUAUUUGCAGCCUUUAUUUAUUUACAAAAUCGAAGUUAUAGGGAAGCCCUUGAUUAUUGCUGUACAACUUUUUGUCUUGUGUUGUUUUAAGGCUUAUUGCAUCACUGGAAUCUUUUUUGUUUUCUUGCUCAGAUAUUUGUAUGUUGCAAAGUGCCUUCCCAGUACUGAUUGUGAACAGUGAUGGGUAGGAAAAAUUCUGUCAUUAAAAGGAUUUAUCUUAAAAUAACCAUAAAUGAACCGAGUUGCAUUGACACUUUUGUAUAAAGACAUGCAUAUAGAAAAGUGUACAUUUGUACAUGUAUGUUUGGUAUUCUACCCUGUUGAUCUCUGAAAAAAAACAUUGUUUCUCUGCAAUUUGUUACAACGUUCAUUAAUUUUUGGACAUUUGGAUAUAAGCAUACUUUUCUAUUAAUGUUUGUUUUUGUACACUGUUUUUGUGUCUCUGUCUAUUUGGUACAGAGAUGGGUUUAAAAUAAAAUUGUAUCUGAGAAUUUGCUUUCUUGUGAUAAAUCCUUGUACAAAAUAUUUUUGCAUAUUACUUUAAGU